Molecule: messenger RNA, 2052 nt
Organism: Pseudozyma flocculosa PF-1
Lineage: Eukaryota; Fungi; Basidiomycota; Ustilaginomycetes; Ustilaginales; Ustilaginaceae
Exons: 3
Coding region: 1-2052 (683 amino acids)
Biological process (GO): peptidyl-serine phosphorylation; intracellular signal transduction
Molecular function (GO): protein serine/threonine kinase activity; ATP binding
Source: RefSeq, a predicted model, not a curated record
AUGGCUUAUCGCAACGGCGCGCCGCCCGGUGGGCAGUCGCCGCAGCCGCCCAACCAACGGCUGCCUCAGAUCCAGCAGCCCACCAACCAGAUGGCCUACGGCGCCCAGUACGCCGCCCCCAUGGGCUACAACAUCAACCCACCCGGGUCCGGCGGCUACCCAGGCGCAGGCGGGAUGGUAGGCUACGGCUACAACGCCGCCGGCCAAGCCUACGCUCAGCAGCAGCAAUCCCACCACUACCAGGCGCCACCGCACCUGCAGGCUCAGAUUCACCAGGCCGCCCUCGCUGCCCAGGCCCAGGCGCCACCCUCGCAGCUUCAGCAUCCAGCCAUGUCCCAGGCCACGCAGCUCCACCAGCAGCAGAUCGCCGCCGCUCAGCAGGGCCUCCACGCGCCCGACUCUGGCUACGGUCCUCGCUCGCCGGGCGGCUCGUCGAUCAACCGAUCACCCUCGCCCUCUGGUAGGCCUGGAAACGUCUCGCCCGGCGGACGCGGCAGCCCCAACUCGUUUGCCCAGGCGCAGGCCCAGGCGCUCGCGCAGCAGCAGCAGCAACAGCAACAGCAACAGCAACAGCAACAGCAGCAGCAGGGAGGCUCGGGAUCGGGAUCCACGUCGCCGAACCCGGCCAACGAGAAGCCGGCCGACUAUGUCUACUUCGAGCGUUCGACGGCGGGCAUGCAAAAGUCGACGAUCGAGGCGGCGACGGGCGCCAAGCUCAAGCUCGAGCACUUCUACAAGGUCUUCGUCGAGCAGGCCAUUGAGCGGUCGCACCGCCGCGUCGAGCUCGAGAAGCGGCUGGCCAAUCCGGCCGAGAGCGGCCACCUGACCGAGGAUCGCAAGGCUCGCCAGCUGCACUCGCUCGGGCGCCGCGAGUCCAACUUCCUCCGGCUGAGGCGGACGCGGCUGGGCCUCGACGACUUCCGCACCGUCAAGGUGAUUGGCAAGGGCGCGUUCGGCGAGGUGCGGCUGGUGCAGAAGGUCGACACGGGCAAGAUCUACGCCAUGAAGACGCUGCGCAAGAGCGAGAUGUUUAAAAAGGACCAGCUGGCCCACGUCCGCGCCGAGCGUGACGUGCUGGCCGAGUCCAACUCGCCGUGGGUGGUGCAGCUGUACUACUCGUUCCAGGACUCGGCCUACCUCUACCUGCUGAUGGAGUUCCUGCCGGGCGGAGAUCUGAUGACGAUGCUGAUCAAGUACGACACGUUUUCCGAGGAUGUGACGCGCUUCUACAUGGCCGAGUGCGUGCUGGCGCUCGAGGGGAUCCACAAGCUGGGCUUCAUCCACCGCGACAUCAAGCCGGACAAUAUCCUGAUUGACGCCAAGGGCCACAUCAAGAUGUCCGACUUUGGCCUCUCGACGGGCUUCCACAAGCAGCACGACUCGGCCUACUAUCAGCGGCUGUUUGAGGGCAGCGCCGGCCAGAACCCGGCCCAGGCCGGGCGCAACAGCGUCGCCGUCAACUCGAUCAACCUGACCCUCAGCAGCAAGGACACGAUCGCCACCUGGAAGGCCAACCGGCGCAAGCUGGCCUACUCGACGGUGGGCACGCCCGACUACAUUGCGCCCGAGAUUUUCCUGCAGCAGGGCUACGGCAACGAGUGCGACUGGUGGAGCCUGGGCGCCAUCAUGUUUGAGUGCCUGUGCGGCUACCCGCCCUUUUGCUCGGAAAACGCCCACGACACCUACCGCAAGAUUCUGGCGUGGAGGGAGACGCUCCAGUUCCCCGACGACAUCCACCUCAGCCCCGAGGCCGAGGACAUGAUCCGACGGCUGAUUACGGCGCCCGAGACGCGACUGGGACGCAACUCGGCGCAGGAGAUCAAGGACCACGCCUUUUUCGCGGGCGUCGACUGGAGCACGAUCCGGCAGAUUGACGCGCCCUUUAUCCCGCAGCUCAAGAGCAUCACCGAUACGUCCUACUUCCCCACCGAGGAGUACACCGACGUGCCCGAGGUACCGUCUGGCGCUGAUGUCGGCGUCGGCAGCAAGGACCUCGCCUUCCUCGGUUACACUUACCGCCGCUACGAGAGCAACGAGGGCGUACUGGGUUAG